CCAGUCUCUCUCGCUCUCUUCCCCCUGCAUUUGGCCUUCCAAAUUUUGGUUGCUCUUCCUCAAAAAAAAAAAAAAAACCGAUUCGUAUAUACCUUCCGAUCCGAAUACAUUAAUGCACUUCCCCCAUCGACGCAUGAACUUUCAUGAGUUCAAUUGGAGAGUAUAAAUCACGGGAAUUCAUCCUUGGAAGACAUCUCUCGACCGCUGCUGCGACGUUCCCAUCUUCCCCUUUAGCUGCGAUUCCUGCUUGAUUCCUUGACCAAAGACCCGACUUUGGCAAGUGGGGUUUCGGUUUGGUUUCGAUGGAAGAGAUGUACGGGCUGUACUCCACAGGCGGCGGCGGGGAUUGCUACUACUACGGCGGCGGGCCGGUGGAGGACGGGCCCCUCAUGUCCCCGGAGGGCCUGCUCCCUCCGCCGCCUCCCCCGUUCCCCGAGUACAAUUCGGGUUUCCUCUGCCCGUCCUCGGGAGGCGGCGGAGGGUUCCGAGACUACCGUGGCAGUUUCGCGGGGUACGACGUGUUCGGGUCCGAUGAGUUGGCCUCGGCGAUAUCUGAGGCGGCCUCUAUCAAUAUAAGUGAUCAUCAUCAUCAUAAUCAUCAACUUCAUCGGGAGGACGACGUCGUCGCGGAGAGCACCGUGAAGGGCAAAAUUAAGUCCCACCCUUCGUACCCUCGUCUGCUCCAAGCGUACAUCGACUGUCAAAAGGUCGGGGCGCCUCCGGAGAUCGCGAGGCUGUUGGAAGAGAUUCGGAGGGAGAACGACUACGCUUGCAAGCGAUCAUCAGAUGAAGGCGUUCCCUCUUACAGCCUAGGAGUCGAUCCCGAGCUCGACGAGUUCAUGGAGACAUACAUUGAUAUGUUGGCGAAGUACAAAUCCGAUCUCGAGAGGCCAUUUGAUGAAGCAACCACCUUCCUUAACAAGAUUGAGUUGCAGCUCAGCAACCUCUCCACGACAAGCCUUUCCGAUGAAGGGUUUGUAUCCUCAGACGAGGAGUUCAGCGGAGGGGAGGUGGAGGCUUCGCUGGAAGCACAACCGAGGUCUAUGGAUCGUGGCCUCAAGGACCGGCUUCUACAUAAAUUUGGGAGUCACAUUAGCUCGUUGAAGCUCGAAUUCUCGAAGAAGAAAAAGAAAGGGAAGCUCCCAAAAGAAGCGAGGCAGACUCUGCUCGAAUGGUGGAAUGUUCACUACAAAUGGCCUUACCCCACAGAAGCUGACAAGAAGAUUCUCGCCGACUCGACCGGUCUCGACCAGAAACAGAUCAACAAUUGGUUCAUAAACCAGCGGAAGCGUCACUGGAAGCCUUCCGAGAGCAUGCAGUUUGGUCUCAUGAACAAUCAACCCGGGCAGUUCUACUCCGACGACUGAGGUGCAUUUCGUAUAGCCUCGAACAUAUUUGGCGAUGAAAGUGCCGGAAAUCAUGCUUGCCUUCUGUCAUCUGGGGCAAAAUUCCUAGGGUCGGGGGGACGGAAAAAAAAAAGGAAGGGGGACUUAUAUUUAUUAAACAUUCAAAUGCUCUCUACAUAAGUGGAGACAAUUAUAUUGGCAUCAUCAUUUGUAUAUUUGAAAUUCAAGCGAGAAUGGUAAUGAAAUGUUUACAAGUAA
This is a messenger RNA of Punica granatum (pomegranate), 1604 nucleotides long. Lineage: Eukaryota; Viridiplantae; Streptophyta; Magnoliopsida; Myrtales; Lythraceae. The record is from RefSeq and is a predicted model, not a curated record.